Messenger RNA from Hypomesus transpacificus, 3162 nucleotides. RefSeq names its product protein-tyrosine kinase 6-like. Gene Ontology annotation, biological process: innate immune response; cell differentiation; protein phosphorylation. The record is from RefSeq and is a predicted model, not a curated record. NCBI's taxonomy places the organism in Eukaryota, Metazoa, Chordata, Actinopteri, Osmeriformes, Osmeridae. Gene Ontology annotation, molecular function: signaling receptor binding; non-membrane spanning protein tyrosine kinase activity; ATP binding. Bases 187 to 1719 code for a protein of 510 amino acids. The transcript has 8 exons. Gene Ontology annotation, cellular component: extrinsic component of cytoplasmic side of plasma membrane.
AGUUCGUUCGUAGUCAAGGAAGUUGUAAGUUAGUCUUUUUCUUUUCAUUUUUCAAAGCACAGUAGGCGCUUUCGUUUAGUAAAUUGCAAAGAGUACAUGCGCUUGGACGAGUACCUGUAGGACAGGUGCAUUCGAGCUAGUGCGUCACCACUUUAUUGCGAAUUGAGAGAUCAUCAGGCCCGUCUCAUGGCGGGUAAAUAUUGGUGCACAUCAUGUUCGUGUGUGGAGAUGAUUCGGGACGGGCUCUUUGGCAAAAAGAACAACCACCAAGGUAAUAAAGGUACCGGGAACGAGAACGAUGCCGACGAGCCUGUUGAUUUGGAUAAUGGGUCUGCCAUACAGUACAAGGUACACCGCGAAGCGCUCAAACCUCCCAAAGCCUCAGAGAGUGGCAUGUAUAAGGCUCUUUGGUCGUUCGAUGCCCGGGCAGACGAUGAAGUGACUUUCAAGGAAGGAGAACUCUUCAAAAUAAUCAGUCGGAACGGUGACUGGUGGACCGCGCAGAAGAUAGAUAAGAAUGGGAUAUGUUUGGUGACAGGGAUAGUGCCAAAACACUACCUUGUCCGAGGAGAAUCUGUUGAGGCACAACCCUGGUAUUUUGGGAAGAUGGACAGAUUUGAGGCGAUGAACCAUCUACUGUCUCCGGAGAACGCGAAAGGAGCUUUCCUCAUCCGCCUCAGCGAGAAAGACAGCGUGGGACAUGUCCUCUCAGUGAAAUCUGACAAACAGGUGAAACAUUUUAAAGUGGUUGAGGAAGGAGGACGGUUUCACCUGAACCAGACCCAAAGCUUCUGCACUUUAAUGGAUCUGGUGGAGUUCUACUCAACAAACAACCUGGGCUCUCUGCUCAGGCUGGGCGAACCCUGCGCCAAGAGUGAGCCCAAGCCAAAGGACCUGAGCCACAGCACGGUGGAUGAGUGGGAGCUGCCCAAGGAGGAGUUCUCCCUGGAGGAGAAGCUGGGCAGCGGAUACUUCGCUGACGUCUUCCGGGGUCAGUGGAAGACGCUCAUCAACGUGGCCGUCAAGAUCCUCAAGAACGAUGAGUUAAACCACAAGGAGUUCCAGCUGGAGGUGCAGAUGAUGAAAAAGCUCCGCCAUCGUCACCUGAUCUCGCUGUUCGCCGUCUGCACCGCCACGCCCCCCUACUACAUCAUCACCGAGCUCAUGGAGAAGGGCAACCUCCUCGACUUCCUGCGAGGUGAGGAGGGUUCAUGUAUGGACCUGGUGUCUCUGGUGGACAUGGCUGCCCAGGUGGCUGAUGGGAUGGCAUACCUGGAGGAGCAGCAGAGCAUCCACAGAGACCUGGCGGCACGGAACGUUCUGGUGGGGGAAAACAACAUCUGCAAGGUGGCCGACUUUGGGCUGGCGCGGGUCAUCAAGGAGCCUUUCUACAUCUCUGAGGAGAAGAAAAUCCCUUUCAAGUGGAGCGCACCAGAGGCCAUCAGCCACGGAAAGUUCUCCAACAAAUCCGACGUCUGGUCCUUUGGCAUUCUGUUGUAUGAGAUCCUCAGCUAUGGAUCGGUGCCCUACCCAGCCUUCAGCAACUUAGAAGUCUACAGCCAGGUGUUCAAUGGAUACAGGAUGCCGGCUCCGCCCAAAUGCCCAGACAUCCUCUAUGACAUCAUGCUGUCCUGCUGGAAGGACUUUCCCUCUGAUAGGCCAGAUUUCAAGGACCUGAGCCCCUGGUUGGAGAGCAUUAACUUGAACGAGGUGGAGUGACCCUGUAGCUGAAGUGACAGGCGCUGACCACCAGGGGGAGGUGGAGACAACAUGUGGGACCAUGCACCUAGCAGUAGGCAGUUGGAAUAAAUAAACAAAAUGCUUAUCUGAUUAGCCUUUGAGUAGCAAGCACAAAACUGACUUCAAGCAAGUCGGAAGAUUCAAGAACACAGAUGGUAAAUGUUGACAGGAGCCGACAGGCAGAGCUUGUCUGGGCAUCCUACUGCUGUUAGUCUGUGUUGAUUGUGUCAUUGACUGACCAAGGUGUUAGUAAAGAGAGGAGAGGACUCCUCUACCUGCAGUCUGAGCCACCAGCUUCUCUGCUGACUGCCCUUGUUUCCAUUCUGGAACAGGGAACACUGCUGACAUCAUCCUGUGGAAUGUGGUGGAUGUUGUUGUUGCUGGGGAUUCUCACUUUCUAAUAUAUUCUUUCUCCUUUUAUUCCAUGUUUGUAUUUAAGGAAAUACCGUUUCCCCACGUGUAAAUGCUUGAUUGUCCACUUUCAUCAUCAUCAUUAAGUUAAAUCAUCAAGGUUAAGUGUGUGAAAAAUGGGUUUUGUUUUCUGUGAGAAAUGUUCCACUAUGUGUGUGUGUGAAAGGGAAAGAUAUAGACUUUUUUAGUAGAGACAUUCAGUCAUCCCAAAGGUUAGUGGUGUGUGAUAUUAUGCAGGUGCUGCAUUCCCCCUGUCUCUUUUGGUAAACUAGGUCACUGGCCAUUCAGUGUAUACACACUCAGACACACACACGCAGACACACACACGUACACACACUUUGUGUGUAUUAAAGCAUUUGUAUUCGGCUGUGCGUGUCUGCAUGGCUGAGUAAGUUACUGUGUUUCUCUGUGUGUCGAGAAGCUGCCAGUAAAAGUGCUGCUGUGGAUACCCUGCUAAAUAGAUACCUGGUCAAAAGAGGUCAGACCACAGAAAUAGAUGCACCCUCUCAACCCUACACCCCAGACUGGCAGCCUGGUUUACUGGCUGGUUGGCUGACUGGCAGCCUGGUUGUCUAACUGGCAGGUGGGUUUACUGGCUGGCUGUCAAACUGGCAGGCUGGUGUACUGACUGGCUGGCCAACUGGCAGGCUGGUGGGGUGGCUACUUAACUGGCUGACUGGUUGUCAGGCUGUCCAUCUGUCUGGUAAAGGAAGAGAGGCUCUGAUGGCUGUGGAACGAAGCAAAGAGUUUUUGCAAAGUCAUUGCGUUGGAGUAGUUCACCUCCCAAUGAUUUCCUCCACUGAUAUCUAUCUGUCGAAACAGGGCAGCCUUUGAAUGCACACCUCAAAGGGGGACCCCUUGUGGGCCUACCAGUGUGUAUAUUCAGGCUCCUCCUUCUGAAUAACUUCUUCCUGAGUCAGUAGUAUACAUGCAGGCCUGCAGCAGUGUGCAUGAGGUUAUGUGGUGGGAGUGCACGUGAUGAAGCGUGCCCUGCUCGUGCAGCCUGCAUUC